CCCAUUUUUUAGGGUUUCCUUUCUCUCUCUCCUCUCCGUUUCUCUCUUCUCUCCUUUUGCGCCUAUCAUUUUCCCGCCGGUCGGUGUAUUUUCCCGGGAAAUUUUUGAAAAUUUUCCGACGAGAUUUCCGACCGCCGCCUUUCCAUCUUCGCGGAGAAAAGUUCUCUUAAACCUCCUAACAGACCUUCCUCCAAUUCUAGCCUUAUCCAUUCCCGAGCUUCCGAGGUCGACAAUCUUGAAAUAGUUUCCCCGUUCGUGGUCUGUUGAUUGAGGUUUGAUUUAUUGGAUUCUGAUAUUUGGUUGAAAAUCUCUGUCUCUGAAACCGAAGCUCCCGUUUUUUGGAAGACGAGAAGAGAAAGAGGUUAUCUUGGAUUCUGUCAGUUCACGAAGACGUUUAUUUUAUUUAAUUUUUGUGUUCUAUAUGUUUGGUUGCCGAGAAAAGGUUGGAAAAUAGAUUAAAGUCGAUUCUUUGAAAAAGGGAUUUUUACGAGGUAAAAAGAUAAUUGUCUUUCUUGAUUGCUGGGGAAGAUGGCUAGUCAAGGUGGUGGUUCUAGAAAAAGUCUGUCUUUAUCCAGCACAACUACGCAUGGAAAGAAGAAAUCAGCGGACAUUGGAGGUCCCGAUUCCGCUCGGAAAUCUCUUCAGCUUCAAUCCUCUAAAUCUAUGGGACUAACAGGAGAGCGUACUGUGAAACGUUUGCGUCUUUCGAAGGCUUUGACUGUUCCUGAGAAUACAACUAUUCAGGAGGCUUGCCGCCGAAUGGCUGCUCGUAGAGUUGAUGCUCUGUUGCUAACUGAUUCUAAUGCAUUGCUUUGUGGAAUUCUUACGGAUAAGGAUAUAGCAACAAGAGUUAUAGCUCGCGAGCUUAAUCUAGAUGAGACUCCUGUUUCCAAAGUCAUGACAAGGAACCCAACUUUUGUUCUCUCAGACACUCUUGCUGUCGAAGCUCUGCAGAAGAUGGUACAAGGAAAAUUUAGACAUUUACCCGUUGUGGAGAAUGGAGAGGUCGUUGCUUUGCUUGAUAUAGCAAAGUGUUUAUACGAUGCUAUUGCUCGCAUGGAAAGGGCAGCUGAAAAAGGGAAGGCUAUUGCUGCUGCUGUUGAAGGUGUUGAAAAACACUGGGGAACGUCUAUUUCUGGUCAUAAUACAUUUAUUGAAACGCUUCGGGAUCGGAUGUUUAGGCCAUCUUUGUCCACAAUCAUUCCGGAGAGUUCAAAGGUCGUAACAGUGGCUCCAACAGACACAGUUUUGACUGCAACAAAAAAGAUGCUUGAGCUGAAAUUAAGCUCAGCAGUUGUGACGGUUGAUAAUAAACCUCGGGGAAUUCUUACCUCAAAGGAUAUCCUGAUGCGGGUAAUAGCACAAAAUCUUUCUCCAGAGUCUACUCUUUUAGAAAAGGUGAUGACUCCAAAUCCAGAAUGUGCUACUGUUGACACGCCAAUUGUUGAUGCACUGCAUACCAUGCAUGAUGGGAAAUUUUUGCACCUUCCCGUGGUAGAUAGAGAUGGGAACAUAGUUUCAGUCGUUGAUGUAAUUCACAUCACUCACGCAGCUGUUGCCACAGUUGGAAGUACUGCUGGAGUUAACAAUGAGGCUGCAAGUACUAUGAUGCAGAAGUUUUGGGAUUCUGCCAUGGCCUCCAAUGAAGAUGAUGACGAAACUCGGAGUGAAGGUUCCUUGAAACUGGCUUCUGAUGGAGCGGAGACUGGAAGAUCCUCUCCCUAUACAUUAGCGGGCUUGUCUACUAGUUUUGCAUUUAAAAUCCAAGAUAAGAAGGGUCGAAUGCACAGAUUUACUUGUGAAACUCGGAGUUUGACAGACCUCAUAACUUCCAUCAUUCAGAGAGUGGGUGAUGACAUUGACCGCAACAAUCUGCCUCAAAUUUUGUACGAAGACGAAGACCAUGAUAAGGUUAUGCUGGCAUCAGACAAUGAUCUUGCAGCAGCUGUGGAACAUGCAAGGCUAGCUGGUUGGAAGGGAUUGAAACUGCAUUUAGACUACUCAGGAAUGCAUGAUCCUCGAAGGCAUUCGGGUUCAGGAAGUUUGGAUUAUGCUCAUGCAGAUUCGGCGUGGGCGUCUGCUUACAGUGCCGCUGCAGCUGGGGCCGCACUAGUUGCUGGGUUAGGGGUUUUAGCAUACUUGAAAAGAGCUGGUAACUAACUAAUACUGACUCGCCGAGUGCAAAAUAAACUUUUCCCCUGAGAUCAGACUGGAAUGGAAUUGGUGGGUAGGGCACAGCUUGUGCUUCAUUUUUUUUUUGUACAAACUAUACUGUAUACGAGGAAAAGAAAUCACGUCUUUCUUUUUGUGGUGCUCAUUACUACACAAUUUGGAGGUUUGUCUAUGUUAUUGGAUUGUUAUUUUGUUGCUUAUACCUUGGCUUUGUAGCUUCAUGAAUUUUGAAGACUGUAGAAAUAACCAGGAACAAUCUGUUCAUGUA
Molecule: messenger RNA, 2440 nt
Organism: Morus notabilis
Lineage: Eukaryota; Viridiplantae; Streptophyta; Magnoliopsida; Rosales; Moraceae
Product: CBS domain-containing protein CBSCBSPB1
Exons: 15
Coding region: 529-2160 (543 amino acids)
Molecular function (GO): protein binding
Source: RefSeq, a predicted model, not a curated record